AUGUCGUGGGGAAGUGAUCCAGUACCUGAACCUACUCCUGUUCCUUGCCCUGAUUAUACAUUUUAUUCGGGAUCUGAUGAACAAAUCUGUGUUUCUCCUGGAGUAUACUUUUUCAUUGGAGAUAUUCCGUAUGGAUUAAUUCUUAUUGUAGGUAUAAGCUGGGCCAUUAAUAUAACAUUGUGGGCCAUAGCUGUUCGCAAAAAUCGCGAAAUUCAUCCUCCAUUCGGGUACUUUAUAUUCAGUUUGGUACAAAAUCUUUGCUUUGGACUCUUUAUUUGGGGAAUAAUGCACCAAAUAUUUCAAGGAACGUCUAUGUAUACGAGUGCAUUUGCUAUUUCAUUAUUUAUUUUAAUUUUUUCUAACAUUUUUUCAUAUAAAUAUUCAUUUUCAACUAAGGAACUGAAACCAGGCUUGUUUUUAACUAGAAAACUCAUAUUCAAGAAGUUCUGUCAAUGCUGUCUCUCAUUUCAUUUGGGUUUCCAAGGUCGAAAAAAGUUUCCAAUUAAAUGCGUGCUGAAUGAAGAGAAAGCAGAAAAACUUGCUAAAAGAGUCUCAGGAAAUCCUCCAAUCCUUAUAAUUAAACCAAUAAUUAAAAAUGGAUUUGAAAAACACAAAGUUGUGUUCUCUGAGCCUCUCAAAUAUGGAUCAUGGGAAGGAAUGGAUGAUUUGAAGAUAGAUCCAAAUUGCGAACUCACUAUUUUUAAAGCAAAUUUUGUUGAUGAAAUUUCGGAAGAUUUUCAAGGCUAUUUAAAGCAGGCAAGUGAAGAAUAUUACAGGAAAUUGCAUGCAUAUUAUAUUGCAAGGCAAACAAAUUAUCGUCUCCGCAUCAAAGUGUUUGAUAAUCCAGAAAUGGAGUAUGAAAUGGAUAUUUACAAAGUUCCAAAAUAUUUUUCAUUAUGCCAUAAUAGCAAGUACGUCAAAUUCUUAAAUUCAUGUUUUGGCAAAUUUUUAUUUGUCAUUUUGAAUUUAUUCGGAUUUUCCAUAAUAUUUGAUGACAUCUUCUAUAUCAUGGCAAAGUACCAAGAGAUCGAAGUUAAAAGGAAAAUUGCAUUAGACGGAUCUUUAAGAUUCAAACCAUAUAAAGCAAAUCCGCAAUUCAGCAAUGAUUAUUACACAGCAGAAGACUUAUCGUACUGCAGGCUUCCAUAUUGGGAUCCUGAACUUUACCUUUUAAUUUGUUCAGAAAUGCAAAAAUCAGAUUGCACUGACCAUUAUGCGCUUUCAAUGGCGUUUACAGUUCCUCUACUUGAUGGAGGUUUCGGAUAUCCAAUUCCACAAAAUCAAGGAGAUAUCAAGAAUUCUCUGAUUAAUUCUCAAGAAGGACAAUCUAAUGAUCAGCCAUACUACUAUGAGGUUCCUUAUUCUCAGAAGCAAGAGUAUGCUUAUCCUCCGCAAAUUCAAGAAAAAGAUGUUAAAAUGGAUGUUUAA
Molecule: messenger RNA, 1428 nt
Organism: Trichomonas vaginalis G3
Lineage: Eukaryota; Parabasalia; Trichomonadida; Trichomonadidae
Exons: 1
Coding region: 1-1428 (475 amino acids)
Source: RefSeq, a predicted model, not a curated record